Messenger RNA from Grosmannia clavigera kw1407, 1776 nucleotides. Its product is annotated as mitochondrial GTPase. NCBI's taxonomy places the organism in Eukaryota, Fungi, Ascomycota, Sordariomycetes, Ophiostomatales, Ophiostomataceae. The record is from RefSeq and is a predicted model, not a curated record. Gene Ontology annotation, biological process: tRNA wobble uridine modification; tRNA methylation. The transcript is spliced from 2 exons. Gene Ontology annotation, molecular function: GTP binding; protein binding; GTPase activity. Gene Ontology annotation, cellular component: mitochondrion; cytoplasm. Bases 1 to 1776 code for a protein of 591 amino acids.
AUGCCGAGGCGCGCCCUGCACACGACCUUCCUGCUGGCCACAAGCCAUGCGCCAUUUCGACAGCCGCCGAGUCACGGCUUCGCCGCCUGUCGCCUGUCUUUGUUGGCAGCGAGCCGGUGGAAGGCAGCCGUGAGCGAUGCGCGACAGCGCCAUCUGCACCUGGCCGCGACGUCUCUGGCGGCAGACCAGUCGACCAUCUAUGCGCUGUCCUCGGCGCCUGGCAAGGCCGGCAUAGCCGUGAUCCGGGUAUCGGGGCCGGCGUGUCUCCAAGUGCGUAGGGCGCUGUGUCCGACAGCAGCGCAGCUGAAGCCACGGUACGCCGCAGUGCGGACGCUGUACCGCCCGCAGGCCAGCGACGACGUGCUCGACACGGACGCCGUCGUGUUGUACUUUCCGGGGCCGAAGACGGUGACGGGCGAAGACGUGCUAGAGCUGCACGUGCACGGCGGUGCGGCCACGGUACGAGCGGUGCUGUCGGCGAUUCCAGCGACCAGCCAGACGGCCAUUCGGUAUGCCGAGCCGGGCGAGUUUACGCGCCGGGCCUUCUUCCACGACCGCGUGGAUCUGGCGGAGGUCGAGGCGCUGGGAGCCGCCCUGGAUGCCGAGACGGAGCAGCAGCGGCGGGCAGCAGUGCGUGGCAGUGGUGGCCGGCAGCUGGGUGCGACGUACGAUGGCUGGCGACGUGAGCUGCUCGCCGCCCGCGCCGAGAUCGAGGCGCUCAUCGACUUUGCCGAGGACCAGCACUUUGACGAAUCGCCCACAGAUCUGCUGGGCGGUGUCUCUGGUCACGUGCGCACAUUGCUGCGGGCGCUGGCCACACACGAGGCCGCGGCCGAUCGCGGCAGCCUCCUGCGCCAGGGCAUCCGCAUCGCGCUCGUGGGCCCGGCCAACGCCGGCAAGAGCUCGAUGAUGAACCUGGUGGCUGGCCGCGCCGCAUCCAUCGUGUCGCCCGAGGCCGGCACUACGCGCGACGUCGUCCAGGCCAGCCUCGACUUGCGCGGAUAUCUCUGCACCUUUGCCGACACGGCCGGCUUCCGAAACAUUCGAGACGUCCGGGACACAUCGGCUGCCUCCACGAUCGAGGCCGAGGGAAUACGACGCGCCCGCCAAGAGGCUGCCGAUGCUGACGUCGUCGUCGUCCUGGCAGCUGUCGAGCCCGCCACCCACCCCGACGGCACUCCCUCUCUCGCUGUCCGCUACGACCCAGAAACCCUUCGGCUGGCCGCUCGUGCUCAGAAAUGUCUGGUCGUGCUCAACAAGUGCGACCUCGCGCCCGAUCCUGCCGCCUUGGCUGCCCUCCAGGCCGACCUCUCCGCCGCCAUCCAGACCUCCUUCGAUGUCCCGACUGCCAGCGUGCCCCUCGUGGCCAUCUCGUGCCGCAUCGCCGAAGUCGCUGCUGCUGCCGCUGGAUCCAACGAUGGCCACAUCAACACCGCUCCUCCCCUUUCGGGCGCCUCCAACGCGGAUGGCGAUCCCGGCGGCAUCGGCGGCCUCGUCGACCAGCUCGCCCGCUCCUUUGCUGCCAUGACCGACCUGCCACCCGACGCUCAGCACCUGCUCGGCGUCACCGCUCGCCAGCAGCAGCUCUUGGCCCAGUGUCGCCGCCACCUCGACCACUUUCUCCUCGAGGCCGGUGCCACUGCUGGCUCACGUGACCCCGACGUCGUCCUCGCUGCUGAGCAUCUGCGAUAUGCUGCAGACAGCCUGGCGCAAAUCACCGGACGCGGCGAUGUCGGCGACAUCGAGGAGGUGCUAGGCGUCAUCUUCGAAAAGUAG